Molecule: messenger RNA, 1201 nt
Organism: Pogoniulus pusillus (Red-fronted tinkerbird)
Lineage: Eukaryota; Metazoa; Chordata; Aves; Piciformes; Lybiidae
Product: ovomucoid-like
Exons: 9
Coding region: 349-1056 (235 amino acids)
Molecular function (GO): protein binding; serine-type endopeptidase inhibitor activity
Source: RefSeq, a predicted model, not a curated record
UUCUUGCCUGCCUUUGGUAUUAAGAAGCCCAUUUCACCUGCACAGAAUACCACUCAUUUGCCAUUAAGAGGAUGCUUAAUCUCACCAUUUUGAAUCAGGUUCAUGCCCAUUGACUAACAGAUGACCAACAGAUGAAUAACUCUUCCUCCUGCAUAGAAAUGUCUUUUAGACUUCUGAAGUUUUAGGCAAUGCUUUCUUCUGUGCUGACUGCUUCCCUCCUGUUGAUGAGAAAUCCAGUGUACCAGGAAACUAUAAGAGAGAGUGUGGAGAGAUUAAUUGAGCCCUUAGCAUCUUUAAGUUUACAGAGCAAAUAAUUACUUUCUGUGAUGACAUCACAAGCUUGGGGAGAUGUAUAUAUAUAUAGUGCAGAGUGAGAAGGCUGAGAACCAUCUACUGAACUCAGCAGCAACAGAUCUGCAAGUAACAGGCUAUACAACCAUCUCUGCUAUGAAGACAACAGGGAGCAUUGCCCUUCUUGGGCUCAUGCUUCUCAGCUGCCUUUCUGAUUUUGCUACUGCAAAACGAAGGGCCUCCUGUGGCUCAUACCGGGUGAAUGGAAGGAUGCUUGUUGCCUGCCCCCGCAACUACGAACCCGUCUGUGGCACCGAUGAAGUGACCUACCCCAACGAGUGCAGCCUCUGCAGAGAAGUCUUCCGUAACCAACACAUCGACAAGAAGCACGAUGGGAGAUGUGUUAAGCAGGUUGACUGUACUGGCCAUGUGAAAUCCAGAAACGGUCGUAUGACUGCCUGCACCAUGGAGUACACACCCAUCUGCGGCACCAACGGAGUUACCUACUCAAACAAGUGCCACUUCUGCAAUGCUGUGGCGAACGGACUGGACUUAAAUGUGCGUCAUCAGGGAACAUGCUCUGAGGCUUCCAACAACUCAGAUAUUGACUGCAGCGAGUUCCAGCACAGCAAUAAAAUCUGUCCUGCCAGCUAUGACCCCCUGUGUGGAUCUGAUGGCAAAACUUAUGGAAACCGCUGCCUGUUCUGCAGCGCAUACACGAGGAGCCGGGGAACUCUGUCACUCAGACACAGUGGCAACUGUUGAACUCUGGAGCCAUAUUCUUCUCCCUGAUUUCUCCCUUAUGAAUCCUGCAAUCAGAUAUGCUCUUCCCUGCUCCCCCAACAGUUGCGUGUUAGUCUCUGCUUUGAUUGAUCAAUAAAUUAAAUGCAGCCACUCUCUUUGCCGUGGA